CAUAUCCUCCUCCUUCACGUUCGCCUUCUGCUAUCAUGCGCCAGAAAGGCGGCGAGGGGGGUACACGUUAGGGCAGAUGCAGUACUGGAAGGGCGGUGUUCGUCUCAUCCCUCCUUUCCUUUUCUCUAGACAGCUUGUAGUGCGCCGUUCUUGCAGCAAAUUGUUCGUCGGAGGACUUUCUUAUGAUACUAAUGAGAAUGUCCUAAAGGAUGCUUUUGAACAGCAUGGUGAAAUAAUUGAAGCGAAAGUUAUUUGUGACCACGUGAAUGGCAAAUCAAAAGGAUAUGGGUUCGUCCAGUUCAGUUCAGAAACUGCAGCCUGCACAGCCUUAAAGGAAAUGAACGGUCAGUUACUAGAUGGCAGAAAUAUACGCAUUGAGUACGCGCACAAGGGGUGACCUCAAUGGAGUUCUGCUUCUUAUACUUGGGUGGUUCUUGUUUAAAUGAGACAGAAAUUGAAGUUACAAUGAAGUUCCUUUUUAUAUCAACAGAACAUGUUUCUUUAAACGAUUCUUGUGAUUUGACUAUCAUGGAGUAGGCUGAUUUAGUCGCAGGUUAUAUAAUUGUGCGAGUUUGGUAAGUUCAGUUGGAAGAGCUGUGACUUGGCCACAAAGCCUAUGCUUGUAGCAAAUUCAGUCGUGACAUUUUGUUUUGCAGGGGCUCCUCCUUCACCAUCCAUCGGUGUCACGUUUGAAUCGGCCUAUGGCCUUGCACUCUUACCGAAGGGGUAAUGAUGUUUUGGUUUGAAUGAUGUUGCACCCUCAAUGUGCUUUACGCUGCCAAAAUUCUCAUAUGCAUCUCGGUGAGAAUUAUUCUAACUAGUUAUGGAUGACUGGAUGUUUACUUUGAACUCUACUUACAAUUCCAACAGCCGGCAAUACAGUGGAAGCAGAUCAUUGGAUGGAUUGGCUGAAUGGAAAACGAGACUCGAUCAAGUUGUCAACUCUAUUACUUUCCCUGCACUUAAAACUUGAUGUUUUUUCUCUUGAAUUUGUCUCUUUUAGUAUUGAACUCGCUGUUUGUCAAUACGUUGUUGGCGUGGCCAUUGAUUAAGGAAAGAUUUGGAUCCUCCACGUCCAUUCAAAUAUUAAUUUUGUUACUUG
Molecule: messenger RNA, 1102 nt
Organism: Diospyros lotus (date-plum)
Lineage: Eukaryota; Viridiplantae; Streptophyta; Magnoliopsida; Ericales; Ebenaceae
Product: glycine-rich RNA-binding protein 4, mitochondrial-like
Exons: 4
Coding region: 77-397 (106 amino acids)
Molecular function (GO): RNA binding
Source: RefSeq, a predicted model, not a curated record